Molecule: messenger RNA, 2673 nt
Organism: Heteronotia binoei (common prickly gecko)
Lineage: Eukaryota; Metazoa; Chordata; Lepidosauria; Squamata; Gekkonidae
Product: vomeronasal type-2 receptor 26-like
Exons: 5
Coding region: 1-2673 (890 amino acids)
Biological process (GO): G protein-coupled receptor signaling pathway
Cellular component (GO): membrane
Molecular function (GO): G protein-coupled receptor activity; DNA binding
Source: RefSeq, a predicted model, not a curated record
AUGUGUAAAGCCAAGGGGCAUCGCGAUGCUACCAAGGAUUUCCGCAUACAGAAAAUGCUGGAAGGUUGGUCCCGUGAAUCUGGACCCCGGGUUGAUUGUCGGCAACCUAUUUCGCCUUCUAUCCUUAAGGGGCUUCAUGCCUCUUGGGCCCUGGUUUGUGGUUCCCCUUACGAGGAGGCACUCUUUCACAGUGCCGCAUUGAUGGCCUUUUUGGGGGCUUUUAGAGUAUCGGAACUUGUAACACUCUCCCGCAACGAUGUUUCUGCCAGGGCUCUGCAGUUUAGAGAUGUUUGUUUAUUUAGCGACCGGGUGUCGUUCCGGGUCCGCCGUUCAAAGACAGAUCAGAAGCAGCACGGCUGCACUGUGGCGGUUGGUACGUACGCGGAACGCGAGUUAUGCCCUGUGGCCGCAAUCAGGCAUUAUAUUAAAUGGCGUGGAUCAUCGGACGGCCUUCUUUUCCGCCAUGUCAAUGAGGCCCCUUUGACGAAUAUGUUAACCAAAUUCCACCAGCAUGUCCUGGCCUUGGUGUUUGCUGAAAAUGAAAUCAACAAGAAUCCCAGAAUCUUGCCCAAUGCCACUCUUGGGUUCCACAUCUAUGACAGCUACUAUGAUAUGAGAAUGACCUAUCGCGCCACCUUUGAUCUGCUCUACAAAUUGCAAAUAUAUUUUCCAAACUAUGGAUGUGAUGCCCAGAAGAACCUAGUAGCCGUCAUUGGGGCAUUGAGCUCCGAUACCUCAUUCCACAUGUCCGACAUCCUAAGUCUGUACAAGAUUCCACAGCUGGCUUAUGGAUCAUUUGCCCCAGAGGAGAGAGAUGGAAAACCAUCUUCUUCCUUUUAUCGAAUGGUUCCAAAUGAAGCUCAUCAAAAUAUGGGGAUCAUCCAAUUACUUCUCCAUUUCCAAUGGACAUGGGUUGGGCUUUUUGCUGUGGAUGAUGACAGUGGAGAACAUUUCUUGAAGGUCCUGGAGCCACUACUUUCCAAACAUGGAAUCUGUUCAGCUUUGAUACAGAAAAUCCCAAACCAACCCAAUUGGAGUGAUUUGGAUUAUCUCACUGAUGUAUCGUUAAAUAUAUUUUUACCUUUCAGAGACAGCAAAGCCAACGCAUUUAUCUUCUAUGGAGACUUGAUGGUCUUUUUAGAACUUGUGGCUGUUAUAUUUCUAAACAAUCCCAAUUAUAAGGAAGAUGUAUCAUUGAGAAAAGUGUGGAUUACGACAUCACAAAUUGAUUUUGCACUGACAAGUCUUCAGAGAGGCUGGGAUUUCGAGUUCUUCCAUGGGACCCUUUCCUUCACAAUUCACUCAAAUCAGCCACAUAGCUUCCAGAACUUUCUUCAAGGUGUGAAGUCCUUUGAGAAAGAAAGGAAUGGUUUUCUCAAGGUGUUCUGGGAGCAAGCAUUUGACUGUUACUAUCCAAAUCCCCAGGAGCCAGUGGCCAUCAAUGAAACAUGUACUGGGGAGGAGAUGCUGGAGAGUCUUCCUAGUUCCCUUUUUGAAAUGGGCAUGACUGGUCACAGCUACAGCAUUUACAAUGCGGUCUAUGCCAUAGCACAUGCUAUCCAUGUGUUGUACUCAUCCAGAUUCAAUCACAGGACAAUAAACAGUGCUAAAAUAAUGGAACUUCAAGAUUUCCAGCCUUGGAAGACAGUGCCCCUUUCAGUGUGUAGUGAUUACUGCAAACCCGGCUGUCAUAAGAGAAAGAGAGAAGGGGAGACAUUUUGCUGCUACGAUUGUGUUCUGUGCCCAGAAGGGAAGAUUUCAAAUCAAAAUGAUAUGGAUGAUUGCAUGAAAUGCCACAGUGGUCAAUUUCCAAGUAAAGACAGAGAUGGAUGCAUCCCAAAGACAUUGAGCUUCUUGUCUUUUGAAGAACCUUUAGGAAUUAGUUUGGCUUCCUUAGCUGUCUGUUUUUCCCUCAUCACAGCCACAGUGCUAGGAAUCUUCAUUAAGCACAAAGAUACCCCCAUCGUCAAAGCCAACAACAGAGAUAUCACCUACAUACUUCUCAUCGCUCUCCUGCUCUGCUCCCUCUCUUCUUUGCUAUUCCUUGGCCGACCGAGGAAGGUGACUUGCUUUGUUCGACAGUCUGCUUUCAGCGUCAUCUUCUCAGUGGCUGUUUCUUGUGUUUUGGCCAAAACCAUUACUGUGGUUGUAGCUUUUAUGGCCACCAGACCAAGGUCCAGCAUGAGGAAGUGGGUGGGGAAAUGGCUGGCUAACUCUGUCAUCCUUUCCUGUUCCCUUAUUCAAGCUGGCAUUUCUAUGGUGUGGCUGGCAAUCUCACCACCUUUUCCUGAUUUUGACACAGAGUCUCUGACUAAAAAUAUUGUACUGGAAUGUAACGAGGGGUCUGUCACUAUGUUUUAUGUUGUCCUGGGCUACAUGAGUUUUCUAUCAAUUAUCAGCUUGAUUGUGGCUUUUCUAGCCAGGAAGUUGCCGGACAGUUUUAAUGAAGCCAAGUUCAUCACUUUCAGCAUGUUGAUCUUUAGCAGUGUUUGGGUCUCUUUUGUUCCAGCCUAUCUGAGCAGUAAAGGGAAAUCUAUGACAGCUGUGGAGAUCUUUUCUAUUUUGGUGUCUAGUGCUGGGUUACUAGUCUGUAUCUUUUCCCCCAAAUGCUACAUCAUUGUAUUGAGACCUGAGCUGAACAGAAAAGAAGCACUAAUAAGGAGAAAAAAAUAA